AUGGUUCGAAAGAUGAAUCCAGGUACGAUCACGCAUUUGGAGGUGGAUGAAGAUUCUAAAUUCAAAUAUGUUUUCCUAGCAUAUGGAGCAUGCAUCAAAGGAUCUCGUUGCAUGAGAAAGGUUAUUGCGGUGGAUGGGACUUGGUUGAAGACCAAGUACAAAGGUGUAAUGCUCAUUGCAACAGCACAAGAUGGUAAUUUUCAUCAAUAUCCUAUUUCUUGGGUUGUGGUUGAUUCAGAGAAUGAUGCUUCAUGGUCAUGGUUCCUUACAAAGUUACAAGAACUUAUACCAGAUGAUAGUGAUUUAGUCUUUAUUUCAGAUAGAAAUCAAAGCAUCAUCAAUGGGGUGUCAAAUAUUUAUAGGAAGUCACAACAUGGGCAUUGUAGGUGGCAUCUGUCUCAGAAUAUUAAAGCACGUGUCAGAGUUAAAGGUGUCAUAAAAUUAUUCGAAGAAACUGCCAAUGCCUAUAAAGUUUCCGAUUUCAACAAACUCUAUGAUGAAUUGAAGAAUAGGUAUCCCGUAGCAGUGAAGUAUCUUGAAGAAUCAAAUCUCACACUUAGUAAAUGGGCGAGAUCUCACUUUACAGGUUGUCGGUACAAUAUUAUGACUACGAAUGGUGCAGAAUCUAUUAAUGCAGCACUGAGGGAACCUAGAGAGUACCCUAUCAUUGCGUUGUUGGAGGCUAUGCAGGCAAAAGUCUCUGAGUGGUUCAACAAUCGCCGCAAUAUUGUGGCAUCUAUCAAUACAAAGUGUACACCUUUAACUCCAAAGGCAGAGAAUAUUAUUCGAAAAAGAUUCAAGAAAGCAUCGGAAAUGAAUGUGAAACAACUUAACCGAUUUGAGUAUGAGGUUACAGGUAAAGAAAAUGAUGCCAUAAUUGAUUUAGGUCAAAGACAAUGCUCAUGUCGUGUCUUUGACCUUGAUCAACUUCCAUGUGUGCAUGCAUUAGCAUCAUAUGAGCAAGCUGGAAUAGAAGUGUAUGAUUUGUGCUCUAAUUAUUAUAAGUUGGAAACUUGGGCGUUGGCUUAUGUUGAUACCAUUUAUCCAGUCCCUCAACAAGAAGAUUGGGAUAUCAAUGAAGUUGAAGUAUUGCCGAAGGUAUUGCCUCCAAAUGUCCCAAUCAAGCGUGGUAGAGCAAAAUUGAAAAGAAUCCCAUCAGUUGGUGAGGGAAAAAAAUGGAUAAAAAGGUGUGGUCUAUGCGGGCAGCCUGGUCACUCCAAAAAAACAUGCCCCUUAUGA
Messenger RNA from Humulus lupulus (European hop), 1239 nucleotides. RefSeq lists its product as uncharacterized. Gene Ontology annotation, molecular function: nucleic acid binding; zinc ion binding. Bases 1 to 1239 code for a protein of 412 amino acids. Lineage: Eukaryota; Viridiplantae; Streptophyta; Magnoliopsida; Rosales; Cannabaceae. The record is from RefSeq and is a predicted model, not a curated record. The transcript has a single exon.